CUCUUUCCAGCCAUUUCCAGUGUGUGUGUUAUUAGAAGUCACGAAAAAAAAGUCAAAACGUCGAAAAAUCCCCCAAAAAGGGUUUGAAAAUGUCCGCACUGGUGCGUCUCAGUGCCCUCCGGGGGCUUAGGAAUACAAUUCACACUGCCUACCGACAAACACGCGCCAUUUCCACGUCGCCGAAGAACAGCGAGACGGAACCCAUUUCACCCACGACUCCCAUUGACACCACAAAAUUGGAUGCUGAGCUCAAGAAGAACUGGAUGAGCUACGGGUUCGAGACGAAGGAUGAGUACCAGGAUAGGAGUCAGACCAAAGCCAGCUUCUUCUUCACCAUCACCCUGUGCAUUGUGUGGGGAAGUUUCAUCUAUGCCUACCUUCCGGACUACAGGCUACGCGAUUGGGCGCAGCGAGAGGCCUUCCUGGAGAUUCGACGUCGUGAAGCCCUCGGCCUGGAUCACAUUGACAAGAACUACAUUGAUCCAGCCACUAUGGAGCUGCCAUCAGACGAGGAGCUUGGCGACACUGAAAUUAUCAUCUAAGUUCGCACGGGGGGUGCUCUAGUUGGAAUUACAUAAGCACUGUUUGUCUCUUUGUACAUAAAAAUAUGAGGCUACCCGGCCGGAAAUAAAUUACUAGCGAUUUAA
Molecule: messenger RNA, 647 nt
Organism: Lutzomyia longipalpis
Lineage: Eukaryota; Metazoa; Arthropoda; Insecta; Diptera; Psychodidae
Gene: NP15.6
Product: NADH dehydrogenase [ubiquinone] 1 beta subcomplex subunit 11, mitochondrial
Exons: 1
Coding region: 90-542 (150 amino acids)
Source: RefSeq, a predicted model, not a curated record